Oncorhynchus masou masou (cherry salmon) is the source of this 1067-nucleotide messenger RNA. RefSeq names its product ubiquitin-conjugating enzyme E2T (putative) (gene ube2t). The transcript is spliced from 7 exons. NCBI's taxonomy places the organism in Eukaryota, Metazoa, Chordata, Actinopteri, Salmoniformes, Salmonidae. The coding region runs from base 122 to 700 and encodes 192 amino acids. The record is from RefSeq and is a predicted model, not a curated record.
GUGAGGUAUAAGGAGGGAAAAUAUAAACAUUCUGUCAGCGCCCUUGCUAGCUAUUUCUUUCUGUCGCCUACAGGUGUAUUUGAAGCGAAAAUCGACAUAGUAUUUUGUCCAGAGCGAGAAAAUGCAGAGGAUCUCCCGUCUGAAGCGCGAGUUACAGCUGCUUAGCAUGGAGCCUUCACCGGGGAUCACUUGCUGGCAGACCGAGGGGAAGAUGGACGAGCUCCGGGCCCAAAUAGUGGGCGGAGCUGGGACUCCGUUUGAAGGAGGAGUCUUCUCACUGGAGAUCAUAGUUCCAGACAGGUAUCCCUUUGAGCCCCCUAAGAUGAGAUUCCUGACCCCCAUCUACCACCCCAACAUAGACAACAAUGGUCGCAUCUGUCACGACGCCCUCAAACUACCACCCAGGGGUGCGUGGAAACCUUCCCUGAACAUCUCCACAGUGCUCACCUCCAUACAGCUGCUGAUGGCUGAACCCAACCUUGACGACCCACUCAUGGCUGACAUAUCAUCAGAGUUGAAGUACAGCAAGCAGGUAUAUCUGGAGAAGGCCAAGAGGUGGACAGAGAAACACGCUGUACAGAACAACAAGGGUGGUGUGGUGGAGACCGUGGACAGUGUAGAAGCUCAGGUCCAGCCGUCGGCCCUCAAGAGAGAAGCUCAGGACAAGACAGAGGAACACCCCAAGAGAACGUGUCUGUAGCAUGUCACACAUUUUGUGCUCUGUCCUGUUGUGUUGGGAACAGUAAUUACUUCUCUUUGUCUUUAAGUGUUUGAGAUUUUCCCUUUUUAUAUAGUUAUGUAUAGACUAAGGCUGGGAUUCAUUCAUAGCAAUGUUUAGGCAGUGUCUUUAUUUACCGUGUUCAGCUCACACACUUGUAAUUCUGAGGAGUGAAAGCAUACCUGUUGAGAGGGGUCGACCUGGUAGUAGUUGUCGAUUUUAAUACAGUACCCAGGUCCAUUAUGGGACUUAAUUUGACCGUUGGAAAAAGAGCUGCUGUGGAAAUAAUGUCAUGCUGCUUACUCCAAUUAGAUUCUUCUUUUCUUAUUAAAAUAUGUUUUGAAGCUAA